Messenger RNA from Durotheca rogersii, 1005 nucleotides. RefSeq lists its product as uncharacterized. Bases 309 to 890 code for a protein of 193 amino acids. Lineage: Eukaryota; Fungi; Ascomycota; Sordariomycetes; Xylariales; Xylariaceae. The transcript has a single exon. The record is from RefSeq and is a predicted model, not a curated record.
GAUCGUCUUUCGAUUGACUGGAUUCUCUGAUGCCGGAAUCGCGAGAAGACUUGCCUGUCACGCCACACGCUGGCCAGAAGCGCUUUCUCAGUAGUGCUCGUUAUCGUAGAACUGCGGGGGAAACGAAGAGCCUUGGGUCGAUGAGGCGACGAGGGCCAACUGCCAUUUACCCAUCACGGCAAGUCGUGUAGAGAAUAGAUUGCGUGCUCUUAUUUCGGCCACUCUCUGACCUAUGUAGGGCUGAAGAUGCCAUGGGUGCCGCGUGGUCGCGUGUCCCGGGAUUCAGCAUGCGAGUCAUUUCGCAGUGAAUGGCGCCAGCCCUCGCGGGGUCGUCGUCCUCGGCCGGGAAUCCACGACGGGGACAUUUCAUGGCCUUGACCUCCUCGCCAGCGUGCGUGUCAGCACUCACUUUGGACUGCCCUAGCCACUGGGUCCUCAACUCGGCUCCUUGGGUGCGGGACACCUCCGUUCCACAGCAACCGCCCUCGGUAGGCCUGAGUAGCGCGAGGAUGCUGUGCUCGAGCGUGUUCGCAACCGUGGAGCGCAGCAGCCCACCCAGCACACGGUCAACCCCCGGCGAUUUGUCGCAGGCGGAUCGGACCCGACAGCGAAGGGCGCACCGGCCUACAGCUGAUGUCUCGACGUUAUCGCGUGUUGGUAGGAUGCUCGUACGAGUGCGGAACACAUCGCGGAAUAGACGGCCCAGAAUAGAACCCUACAAAAGUUUUUUUUUUCUCUUCGACUCUUUCAGGUCACCUGGGCCGCGGGUGGGUGCGUUGGUGGAUAAGAGAAUAGAAGGAUGCCGUCGCGCUCAUCGUCGGAUUGUUUCGAAACAGAGGAGUUCAAGCGGCGUGGAGAAGGAUGGAAUUCGUAGGGGGUGGGAUGGCUAAAUAUAAAUUAGUAGGCGCCCACGUACAUGGAUAUAUUCGGUGGGUACACCAGCAUUGCCCUGCCCUAGACUAUCCACACGCAGGUAUUAAUACCGGUAAAUUGCCCUGUGAAUGG